UCCACCGACCAACAAAACCCGUUACUUGAUGCCGCCGAAUAAACUUAUUCCAUCGACUUGGUACCACUACCACCUCAACACCGCACUAAGACAUGCAAAUGAAGGCAUACAUAAGAUGAGACUACACAUCAUGCAAAACACCGAGUUUCCCCUCCCGUGCACCGACGAUGACCAUCCGCUCAAGGAGCAAAUCGGAGCUUCUCGCACGAUCGUUUUGAAUGGGCGUAUUGGUGGAUCUCCCCUGAAGACCGCGACUUGCCGCCGAAACUGUGGAGUUUUGAGUUCUUUCCUGAUCGGAUUGAGGAAGAACAUGGGUUGGCUCUGCUGUUCCGGAAGGCUUGCGCUGGGAUCCUUGUCGUCUUCGGAUCAAGAAACGUCUGCUUGCCAUGAGGACGAGGGGGAGGAGAAGCAGCAGCAGCAGCAGCCGCCCAAGUUGCAAUCCGCUGGGAUGGGAAAUAAGCGGAGCAGGAAGACGGCGCCGGAGAUUGCCGGCGUUGGCGGGAAGGAUGGUAGGCCGCCGCCGCCAGCCGCCAAGGAGACGACAUUGUCUGAUAAGGGGAAAUCAAAGGCAUCACAAACAGACAUGUUUUCCAGCAAAACCUUCAGAGCAGAAUCAGGGAAGUCACCAGGGACCUCAAGUACCCCGAAAACCGCAGUUUCUCGCAUCAGGUCCUGUAUUGCUGCCAAAGAAACUAGGACAAUAGAGAUCAUGGCCUUUGAGGUUGCCAACACAAUUGGCAAGGGCUACAAUCUGAUGAAAUUCCUCUCCGAACAAAGCUUGAGGAACCUGAAGUCUGCGGUGCUUCAGUCACAAGGCGUCCGAUGCUUGGUUUCAGAUGAUUGCAACAAAUUGCUUGCUCUUGUCGGAGCCGAAAAAGGGGAGGAGUUCAAGGAGUUUGCUACAGAUGUUGCUCGGUACGGAAACCUGUGCAGAGAUCCCAAAUGGCACAACUUGGAUCAGCAUUUCUUGAGGUUGGAGUCUGAACGCACACAUCAGAAAUACUCUAAAGAAGCAGCAGCAUCCAGUAUGCAGUAUCUCAUGGCGCUUGCGGAGCAGACAGUGCAACUGUACCAUGGAAUGCGCCGGCUCGACAUCUCCGAGGAGAUGUACAAGAAAAGUUAUCAAGAGCACAUAGAAGGAAAGGAGGACCAAUUCUGUUCACAUCAAUCUCUUUCGAACGCCGUGGAGAUCGAAAGAAAGUUCGUCAAGGACUUGAAGAAGCAAACACUUUGGAUCAAGAAGAUGGAACAUGUUGUGGAGAAGCUUGUUUGCGUUGUACAUUUCUUGCGGUUAGAGAUAAAAAAUGUUUUCAAGAAAUGCGAAGAUGAAUCAGUGGAAGUGAAAGGGACGAUUCAGCUAACUUUAGGGUCUGCCCAUCUCGCACUGCAUUAUGCAAACAUCAUUUUCAAGAUAAAGAGUUUGGCAUCAUUUGUACCGUCGAUUCCGAAAAGCGGCGUUGAUUCAUUGUACCAAGCGCUGCCCCCUUGUGUCAAAUCAGCCAUACAAACCAAGUUGAAAUGUCAUGAGCACAAAGAAAAGAGGACAGUUGAACAGCUCACAUAUGACAUGAACAAGACGAUGAAAUGGCUCUUGCCAAUGGCAGAAUCCACAAUAAGGGUGGGGCGUCGAAUGCUUGGUGAAUGGCAGGACCAAGGGGAGCCCAACGCAACCAAUGGCAGGAAGGCGCUCAAGAUUCAGACGCUAUACCAUGCUGACAAGGAGAAGACCGAACACUACAUUCUGGACAUGGUGCUGGCUCUCCAUCAUCUCGUACGUGCGAUCCAUGCGAGGCUCGACAAGUUCUUGGACAGCACUUCUAAUCGGUCGGCGAUGCAGGAGGGGGGCAAUUCAGUUAGCACUAGCCAUGGUGGACCGGCCAGCCCUUUUUACGGUGGAAGGGAUAGCCCCCGGAUCUCCCUAUCAAUGAUAACUGUACAUGACAGUAUACAGCGUUAGGCUCAGCUUCCAGGUUCAGGGCAGAAAAUAAAUGGUGGAUCAGUCAGCCGAUAACCAUGGCCAACUAGAGUUGUGGCCGUGUGGACCGAUCGAUGCAGAGCCUGAGGGAGCAGCUUCCUUUCCUUUUUCCAAAAAAGAGUGACCUGUUAGAAUUAUACAAGUGUUCAUGCAAAUUCUGCUGCAA
Molecule: messenger RNA, 2141 nt
Organism: Hordeum vulgare subsp. vulgare (domesticated barley)
Lineage: Eukaryota; Viridiplantae; Streptophyta; Magnoliopsida; Poales; Poaceae
Product: protein PSK SIMULATOR 1-like
Exons: 10
Coding region: 29-1957 (642 amino acids)
Biological process (GO): positive regulation of growth
Source: RefSeq, a predicted model, not a curated record